GCGGGGCCGUGGCGACCAGCCUCGUCUCCGGCGACCCCGCGUCCCGUGCGCCCCGCCUCCCCGAGCCAUGGGCGCACAGCCCCCCAACUUCUCCUGGGUGCUCCCGGGCCGGCUGGCGGGGAUGGCGCUGCCGCGUCUCCCCGCCCACUACCAGUUCCUGCUGGCGCAGGGCGUGCGGCACCUGGUGUCGCUGACGGAGCACGGGCCCCCGCACGGAGACCGGUUCCCCGAGCUCGCCCAGCACCGCCUGCGCGUCCCCGACUUCUGCCCGCCAGACCCCCAGCAGAUCGACCGCUUCGUGCAGAUCGUGGACCAGGCCAACGCGCGGGGAGAGGCCGUGGGAGUGCACUGUGCCCUGGGCUUCGGUCGUACUGGCACCAUGCUAGCCUGUUACCUAGUGAAGGACCAGGGCUUGGCUGCAGGAGACGCCAUCAGUGAGAUUCGUCGCCUGCGACCUGGAUCCAUAGAGACCUACGAGCAAGAGAAAGCAGUCUUCCAGUUCUACCAGCGAACAAAAUAAGGGGUCUUGAAAUGAGGGGUCUCGGAAGUCUUCUACUAGCACCUCAGCCCCCUAUUCUAUGUGGGGCAUGCGGCCAGAGAGGAAGGAAAGUGAAAUACUAAGCCCUCCAGCUUGCAUUGCUCCCAUUGGACUGAAGUAGGCAGCCCCGCCUAGCAGGCAGGUCCCAAAUGAAAAAAUGGCUGCGACCCCAUGGAAGUGAAAAGAACGGGACCCUGUGCUGCUUCCUUGAAUAAAGGAUUUGUCCAGCUCACACUGGACAGCACUUUACAAAGCACUCUCACACAUCAAUUUAAGCUUCAUGCUAGCUCUGUGAUGUGGGAAUGGCAAAAAAAAAAAAAAAAUCCCUGUUCUUUGGAUGGGUUGGCUAAGGCUCAGAGAGGUGCCAAGAUCAUACUUCUAGAAAGGACUGUGACAUGUAUCUUUAGCCUCUAAAAGAUGCUGGAAUUCUCUGCACCUGUUCCCUGAUGCUAUUUGAUAUGGUUUGUGGGGAAAUGGCCAGUGAAAAGAAUGCAAGUUCCUGGCUGCCAAGCUUUCUUGAAUCUCCAGAUCUCUGCUUCUUCCUGGCCAGGAGGACCUCUGUGAAUGUCACCCCUGGGUGGAGAUCCACUUGCCCCACAUGUGUCACCCUUAUCCCUCUCACAACAACGGAGGAAGCUUAGGUGUUUAGCUCGUAGAUGAGAACUGUCUACACUUCUCCAGGGCUGCCUAGCUCACGUGGUUCUUCCAUCUUGCCAUGCUGUCCUCCGCAUCAGACCAAAAAGUGCUGGAGCUGCACGACUGGUUACUCAGAGGGGUGAAUAUUCAUUCAUUAAAUAAAGACUGGUAGGGCUGUGAA
Messenger RNA from Dipodomys ordii (Ord's kangaroo rat), 1355 nucleotides. RefSeq names its product dual specificity phosphatase 23 (gene Dusp23). NCBI's taxonomy places the organism in Eukaryota, Metazoa, Chordata, Mammalia, Rodentia, Heteromyidae. Gene Ontology annotation, molecular function: protein tyrosine/serine/threonine phosphatase activity. The record is from RefSeq and is a predicted model, not a curated record. Gene Ontology annotation, biological process: cilium assembly; protein dephosphorylation. Bases 68 to 520 code for a protein of 150 amino acids. The transcript has 2 exons.